AUACUUAUAUGUAUAUAUAUACAUAUAUAUUGUGCAAUAAUAAUAAUAAUAGUAGUGUCAGUGGAUGUGUGUCCGCCAUCCAUCCCCAUUAUCAAUUUCGGAAUACGUGGAUCUUCAUAUAUCGGUUACCCGGGUACCAUCCGGAUAAUUAUCCUCAUAAAGUGUGUGAUUCAACGGAACUGGUCAAUUCCGGUGGAGGAAAAAGAGAGAAAGAGAAAGAGAGAGAAAGAUAAAAGCAUGAGAUGGUAUUUGUAAAACUAUAGUAUAUUUUAAUACAUAUUAUAUUUAUAUUCAUAGUACUUGGUACUUUUAAAUACGCACAUACACAAAUAUACAUAUACAUAUACCAUACAUAGAAACGCACAUAUAUAUGUCCAUAGAGCACAGUAGAAAAAUAUCUCACUGCCAGUUCACACAUUUUGUAUUCUGUCAUUUACAAAACUAUCAAUUUUGUACUCCGGUUAGUCCUCUUUUUUUUUUAUUUAUAUUUAUAUGUAUAUAUAUUUUUUGCUAUCAAAAACAAGACUAGUUCGCGCGGAUGUGGGUGGGUUCCCCAAUGAAAUUUAUAAAAAUAAUAAUAAAUAAAUCGGAGCAAGAUAAAUUCAUAAUUGAUGUGAGAUUACUUUGCAAGUUUGUUAAUGCAACUAAAAGUAAGAGCCGGAUAAAUAAUUUGUGAUUUUAAAAAAUAUCUGCUGAUUUGGGGGCGUAUUUUGUUUUAAAAAAAUGGCAUCAUUGUCACUUCCUAGAGUACUGCAACAAAGAAAAACAAGUUUGGAUCUUGAACGUGAGCACUUUGAAAAAUUUCAGAGUAUCAGCAUCAGCAAAGCUGUCAACCCAACAGAGACUCCAGUCAAAGAAAAACAUGUCCGGAGCGCUAUUAUUGGUACAUAUCAAGAAAAAAGUGGAGCAAUCUUCUGGAUGUUUAUUUUGCGACAGCCGUUGCAAGAAAAUCGCAUUGUCGCUUGGAAGUUUUGUCAUGUUCUACACAAAGUACUCAGAGAAGGUCAUCCAAGAGUUAUUGCUGACUCACAGAGACACCGAGGCAAGCUUGAAGAUCUUGGAAAAAUGUGGCAACACUUGAGAGAAGGAUACGGGAGAUUAAUUCAUUUGUAUAUUCGCUUACUCAUAACGAAAUUAGAUUUUCAUAAUCGUAAUCCCGGGCUGCCGGGUAAUCUCCAAGUUACUAAUGAGGAAUUGGAGGCGAUUGGCGAAAAUGACAUUAAUAUUUAUUUUCAAAUGUCAGUUGAAAUGUUUGAUUACAUGGACGACAUUUUAAAUUUACAAAGAGCAGUCUUUGGAUCACUGGACUUAUCAAGAUCCAAUUCAAUGACUCCGUGUGGUCAGUGUCGACUGGCGCCUUUGAUACCGUGUAUUCAAGAUGCGUCCCAACUUUACGAUUACUGCGUUAAAAUUUUAUUCAAACUCCAUGGCGCGCUACCCGCUGAUACAUUGAAAGGACAUCGUGAUCGUUUUUCAAAGCAGUUUCACGAUUUAAAAACAUUUUACAACACGAUAAAACACAUGCAAUAUUUCAAACAUCUUAUAACCAUUCCUGGUUUACCUGAAAACCCGCCGAAUUUUUUAAUUCAAUCUGAGUUGAGGACAUACGUGACCCCGGUUGUCGUACUGCCUCAAGAAGAGUCAAUAGACAAUGAAUCAGCGGUCGAUAGUCUUAUUGAUACUUCCGACACAAAUUCAAUGCCCGGAGAUCAAAUGGAUGCCGCAAGAAAUGGCUCCGUUUCACCGGAUGUUCUCGCCGAGAGGGACAGUUUGAUAGAUCAUUUGCAUCAUGAGAAUGGAAGACAAAGAGAAGAACUGCAUCGUCUUUUAUCAGAGCAUCAAAGAAUUGUCGGAGAAAUGAAACAUCAUAUUAGAGAGCUUGAGUCAAUGGUCACGACAAAAGACAGCGAAGUAGAGCAGCAGAAACAAUUGUGUGAAGACUUGGGGAAACAGAGCGCUGAUGCAAUACUUAAAGUUCGAGAACUCGAAGAUAAGAAUAAACUGAUUGACGAUAAAUUCCAGAAACUAAAGGAAGUUUAUUCGAAAUUGAGAGAAGAACACAUUAAUUUAAUUCGUAAGAAAGCCGAAGUGGAUAAACAAUUGGGCGGAAUAAAAAUAUCUUUAGAACAGGCAGAAAGACGGACUCAAGAAGCCGAACAGCGGCUCCAAGAAAUUGAUCAAGGUCAAGCGACAGCUGACCAAGAAGCUCAGCGAGUUGCGCAAGCCCGCUCCGAUCUAGAUGACGUCAGAAAACAAUUCGACGAAGUGAAAACUGAAAAUUUAGCUCUGGUAGCUAAAAUUGAUUUCAUAUCAUCGGAAAAAGCAGUCGCUGAAGGUGACCUUCAUGAUUUGUUGGCACAGAAAGAGGAAUUGGAUCUGCGAAUAAAUCAGUUGGAGUCGGAGACCGAGAGAACUCGUGCCCAAGGAAAGAAAGAUCUUGAUGCCAGUCAGUAUGAAUUUAUUUUAAAUUGCAUCUCAUCUUCAGAGGCGAUCAUACAAAAUGCAUCGUCUGCUAUUGACAACCCGGCGAUUUCGGCGCUUACCUGCACCCCCGAUUACCUUGAAAGUUUAGUCAGUCCUACAGGACAAUUACUGAGUGACCUAGAAGUUUGUUACAAAAAUUACGAAGCUGAUCCCAAAGAAGGCAAACAAUUAGUUCGCGUCUUAUCAAAUGUCGCUUAUAAUUUAGCUGUAUAUUUAAUCCACGCAAAAUCAACUUCCAAUACAUCAACAGACAUAUCUCUUGGUGAUAAAUUAACUGAUGAAUGCAAAGCACUCGUUACUCAGUCGUCUGCGAUGCUCGCAAGUAUGAAAGAAAAAUCCCCGGUUGUUUUUGAUAAAAUAAACGGAGUAAAGACGCAACUGGACGCCAUAUCAGCGAUGGCGAAUACUCUGUCCAAAGCCCGAGGUAACGUUGAUGCGCUGGGUGAUCUGGUGGAGAAUGAACUCCACAGUAUGGACAAAGCGAUCGAAGAAGCGGCGAAUAAAAUGCAGGAAAUGCUCAACAAAUCCCGGGCUGAUGACUCGGGACUAAAACUCGAAGUGAAUGGAAAAAUUUUAGACUCUUGUACGGAAUUGAUGAAAUGCAUCAGGACUCUGGUGAAAAAGUCGCGGCUGCUGCAAACGGAAAUAGUCGCGCAGGGCAAGGGAACGGCGUCGGCUAAGGAAUUUUACAAAAGAAACCACCAGUGGUCUGAAGGUCUGAUAUCUGCCGCCAAAGCCAUCGCGAUGGGAGCUAAUUUUUUGCUGGAAGCUGCUGAUAAAGUAGUGCUGGGUAAUGGGAAAUUUGAACAGCUGGUCGUGGCCUCGCAGGGUAUCGCUGCGUCGACGGCGCAAUUAGUUGUGGCGAGCAGAGUAAAGGCUGACAAAAACAGCAGCAAUUUAGCUGGACUUUCAGAAGCUUCGAGAGAAGUCACGCGAGCUACUGGUAGUGUUGUAGCCACAGCUAAAAGUUGCGGCCAACUCGUUGAGGAAAAUGAUGAUCUAGACAUGUCUGGACUAAGUCUCCAUCAGGCUAAAAGACUCGAAAUGGAAGCGCAGGUACGCGUUCUUGAGCUGGAACAGGCAUUGGAGACUGAAAGAUUACGACUAGCUGCGCUACGUCGUCAUCAUUAUCAGAUGGCCGGUGAAAAUGAACAGUGAAUAAUAAUAAUAACUAAUAUUUAUUAUUUAAAUAACACUAAUAUAUAUGUGACGAAUGUUUAUUAAUUUUUUUAUUUACACUAUGACCUUUAUUAAUAUCUAACAUCGUCAUUCAUAAGUUGUAGCGACUAAAGAUUAUACAAGAUUCAACAUAUUGCUCACGUCCAAAUAUUUAAAUAUUUAAAUUACCAUCAAGGAUAUUUCAUCUGAAGGACAACAAUAACUCAAUUAUUGUUAAUGGGGUAAAGGUAUCGUUUUUGGCCACUUUGAUAAUUUCAAUAAAUCGAUUUGUUACACGCAAUGACAAUUUUUUAAAUUUGUACAAAGAUAUUUUUAUCACUCUCACAUUGAAAAUUUUUGUUUAAUUAAAAUCAAGUAUUAAAUGUCCAAAAAUGGAGCAGUGGUCACAGAGGCUACUUCUACUCCUUAAGUCGUUUUUUUUUAUUUACUGAGACUCUAUCAAGCAACUGCGGGUUUAUAUUUUACCAUACGCUCGGUAGAAAUUUAAAUAUUUCCCAUGAUCAUGACGGGUGUCCACCAUAAUUCUGAUUGUUUUGUCAACACUGGUGCCUUAUUGAUAGAUCAAAAAACAGCCUCAAAUUCGGGAGUCUGUUAAAAAAAAAUCAUUUUACAGAUGUCAUAAAGGCGCACUUUAGCAAAAAAAUAAAAAAAGUAAAAAAUGUAAGAGACCCAGCACCUGAUCAGGGAACUAGUACCCGGUCACUUAUGUAUUUUUAUUAUCAUUAAAAGAAAGUGUUUUUACUACAGACCAAAAGUAGAAAAUGACGUAAUUUAAUCAAACCACAGAAUAUAUUAAAAAAAAAAUAUUUGUAUUUUCAGUUGCUUGAUUAAGUCUCAAUAAAUAUAAGACUAAAUAUAUAAUAUCAAUAAUUAUUGUUGUUAAGUUUAAAUAUCCAUGAUUCUGAACUACUAAUUAUUAUACAAAGUUAAAAUAUAAUGACAGAUGUUUGAAUUUAAACUUCUGACACUCAGCGCGUAUUUUUAAAAAUACAAAAUUUAAAUAAUUGAUACCUUUGUUGCAGUUGAUUGCAUAAUAAUUCAAUUAAUUAAUUACUUUUAUUUAUUAUAUUUAAUUAUAUAUUUUCUUCUACAAUUUACACAAGUACAGUUGACGUACUUUGAAUAAAUACAAAUGAAAGUAAUAAUUGAGACUAAAAAUAAUUUUCAUCUCGCACAGAAAAAAAAUAUUUCUUGGCGGGAAAAAUUUUUUCUGUAUACAAUAAAUUAAUAUAAUUUAUUAUUCAAGUAAAUUUAUACAAAAUGGGAUGAAAAAUAAUUUUAUUAAAAAUUAUACAUGUACUGUAAAAAAUUGGGAGUAAAUUCGGUACAAUUAUAAAUUUUAUUUAAAUUCAAAUUUACUCUGUUCCGUAUAAAAAAAAAUUACUCCGCAUAUGGAGUAAAGAGGAAAAUUUUUUUUAGCGUAGUUAUUUCAGUGAUUCAAAUUUUAAAAAAAUCCGCAUUCGGAGUGAAUUUAACUCCGAGAUUAAAUAAAUAAAUAUCUGCUGGAUUUACUCCGCAAUUUUUUUUACAGAGUAAUUUUGUUAAUGUAUUUCUUUGAUAAAAUUAAUGAGUUUGUCAAUUAGUUUUUGUACUAAAAAAAAUAAGAAUUUAUUAUGCGACUUUGUUAUUGAAAAAAAAAAGUAA
Messenger RNA from Microplitis demolitor, 5307 nucleotides. It is a transcript of the gene Hip1, whose product is annotated as huntingtin-interacting protein 1. Gene Ontology annotation, cellular component: clathrin-coated vesicle; actin cortical patch. Bases 724 to 3642 code for a protein of 972 amino acids. Lineage: Eukaryota; Metazoa; Arthropoda; Insecta; Hymenoptera; Braconidae. Gene Ontology annotation, biological process: endocytosis; clathrin coat assembly; actin filament organization. The transcript has 11 exons. Gene Ontology annotation, molecular function: phosphatidylinositol-3,5-bisphosphate binding; clathrin-cargo adaptor activity; phosphatidylinositol-3,4-bisphosphate binding. The record is from RefSeq and is a predicted model, not a curated record.